AGUGGAAGCAAGACUAAUAUCCGGUAGAGUGAGGGCAAGUUGUUCGUGGGCUUUUUCACGUUUGGUUCGAAAGCGACUGAGAACUCCUUCAUAUUGCCCAGGACUUACCCAUAGACGCAAGAUGGCCCAGGAGACCAACCAGAGCCCAGUGCCCAUGUUGUGUGCCACAGGCUGUGGCUUCUAUGGGAACCCUAGGACCAAUGGCAUGUGCUCUGUUUGCUACAAGGAGCAUCUGACAAGACAGAACAAUGGAGGAGUGAGCCCUCUUAGCACUAUGGGAACCAGCAGUGUAACCAGCAGUCCUACCUCAGAUUCCUCAGCCAUCCAGAUAAUUGAAGCCACUUUAAAUAAUGCAGCCAGCGGGUCGGAAUCAUCUAGCGUUGCUGCAGCAGCUCUUCCUGUUACCCAGCAAAUGACUGAAAUGAGCAUUUCAUGUGAAGAGGAGGCUACAACUUCUAAAGUAGACAUCCCUGAACCUGUAGUGACACAGCCAGCAGCCUCUCAUUCCCCCUCCAGUGCAACAGGUAGCGAUGAUGCCAAAGCACCAGAGGCCCCCAAACCGAAGAAGAACAGGUGCUUCAUGUGCCGCAAGAAGGUUGGCCUCACAGGGUUUGAUUGCCGCUGUGGGAAUCUCUUCUGUGGACUCCACCGCUACUCAGACAAGCACAACUGUCCCUAUGACUACAAAGCUGAAGCUGCUGCCAAGAUCCGCAAGGAGAACCCAGUGGUGGUUGCCGACAAAAUCCAGAGAAUAUAAAGAGCCCUCUUCCACUUUUGACCUUGAAUCCUGGAAGAGAUUGACUAAAAGGACUCGCGCCUGACCUGCGACCUAAAGGACUAGGUUUUCUUUUUGUUUUUUAAACUACAGUAUGGAGGAAAAUCCCAUUCUCAGCCAAUGCAUGAGUGAUCACAUUUUCUUUCGUUUUUUUUUUUUCCCCUCAUUUUUUUUGUUUUCUGUCUUUGGUUGUAUGAGCCUCAAUUAAGAAAAAAAGAAAACAACAAAAAAAAAAGAACUGAGAAAGAACACAAGAAUGUUUUCCCAGCAAAAAAAAGGUACCGACCAGAGCCUGCGUGCCUGAAGGUGUCUGGGUCUAGGCAGAAUUGUUUGCCAGUUCUGUUGGUUGUAUUGAAAAGGCUGAUUGGUGUCUCUUGUGAUGAUUGUUCUAAGUUUACUUUGUGAUUGUGCAUCUUUCUCUGUCCAUCUGUUGUGCUGGGAGAGGGGUGGACUUACUGUAGCCAGUGGGACUCUUUGAGACUGUUACUGUCCUGGCCUGAGCACUGUAGACAUGUCUGUGCAUGGCUGGCACAUGGUUCAUACGGAUGCUGUCCUCCUCCUCUCUGGUCGGAUGAAGAAAUCAGCUUCACUUUGAUUCCUGGUGUGACUUCAGCUUUACAGGGUUGUUUUUUUAAUGAGCAAAAUGUGUUGCUGUUAGUGCUUGAGCCUCAACCAGAUGCAAUCACCAGGCAGAUUUCUCUGGAGUGAUUAUUUUUUUAUUUUUAUUUUUUUUUUCCCUCUUGAACAAGUGUUUGUGAGAUCAUUUUCCCAUCUGAAUAGUAUAAGCAGCCAGACUCCUUCCCUAGUGACAUGUUUUAGGGUGAGUGUUUUAAAUUUGACAAAACAGUUUGUCAGUAUGGAUGAGGUAGUGGCGUGGAUUCAUUUUAAACAAAACAAAAAACAAAUCUGCAGUUGGAUUUUUGUUGAUCCUUCAGUGACAUACUGCACAAUGCAAAACGAGCUUUUAUGUUGUUGUUGCUUCUGCCUUUGCUUUACUGAUCCAUCUGUUAAAGGUUUAAGGGGGGUACUGUUUUAAAAUGACAAAAUAUUUCCUCAUGAACAAGGAGGGGUUUCCCGGUGUUCUUUUGCAUGGCUAGUAAUCUUAACUUCAGAAUGCGUAAACUAAGUUGUUGAGGUUGCCGUUGUACCAGUAGUCCACUUUUGUAUUUGAUCUAAAGUUCACCUCUAAUGAAUGUUUGUUUUUUCUUUUUCGUUUGAUUGAUAUUUCCAUACGUAUUGUGGCGUGUGUGUGUGUGUCACAUGCUAUGUAUUAACACAGGAGAUGAAAGUUCUUGGCCGUUGUCUGUAGACCCACUGUCAUGAGGAGGAGCUGAAUGAGUAUUGUGUGUAUGUAGUCCAUUUGUCUCAUUGGUGGACUUUUGGGUAUGUUUAGGUUACUGUUCAAGUCCAUUUUUGUUUGUUUGUUUUUGGUCUGGCUGCAUCGCACUGUUCUCUCCCUUUAGGGGUGCGAGUUUACACAGUUAAACUAACAAUCUGUUUUAAUUUCGCCUUUUUAGUUAUGCAAGUUUGUACAAACCAUCUUUAUAUUUAUUGUAUUGCGCAUAUAAUCUUGUUACCCAACAUUAUUGCAAAAAUUGUAUCAUGUAAAUAAAACAAUGUACAGAGAUGUA
Molecule: messenger RNA, 2406 nt
Organism: Chanos chanos (milkfish)
Lineage: Eukaryota; Metazoa; Chordata; Actinopteri; Gonorynchiformes; Chanidae
Gene: zfand5b
Product: zinc finger, AN1-type domain 5b
Exons: 5
Coding region: 122-757 (211 amino acids)
Molecular function (GO): zinc ion binding; DNA binding
Source: RefSeq, a predicted model, not a curated record